This is a messenger RNA of Aspergillus nidulans FGSC A4, 958 nucleotides long. Its product is annotated as flavin reductase family protein. The coding region runs from base 17 to 958 and encodes 313 amino acids. The transcript is spliced from 2 exons. Lineage: Eukaryota; Fungi; Ascomycota; Eurotiomycetes; Eurotiales; Aspergillaceae. Gene Ontology annotation, molecular function: FMN binding. The record is from RefSeq and is a predicted model, not a curated record.
CAGAUAGUCGGCCAAAAUGUCCUGUGUCGCUUUUAGUCCUAGAGCGUUGCUCGCUUUGCCCAAAGUUUCUCCAGUAUCGUCGUUUCGGCAUCUGAAUCGCACACCACAGAUUCACGGCCUGUUGUUCUCUGGAAGAUAUUGCCCAAAAUCCACCAUGACCACGACAUCCGCAUUCUUCAAAGCUAGUGACGACUUUGACCAAGUCCAGGCCUCUCGGCCAGACUUUAAGCGCGAUGCCGAGGUUAAGUUCACCAAGCCUCCAAAGCCAGACUGGAAGGAAGGCGAUGGCGGUAAUGACGGCGGCGAAAGCCUGAACAAGAAACAUAUCGAAAUCGACCCUUAUGCAGAGGGACGGCCUGUCUCCAAUAACUAUAAGCUCUUAAUCUCAGGGAUGGUCCCUAGACCGAUCGCUCUGAUUAGCACCAAGUCAAAAGACGGAAAGACAGAAAAUCUGGCACCGUUCAGCUACGCCCAAGUUAUCAACCACGAUCCUCCCCUUUUCACGGUUGGGUUUGUCGGUUCGCUUGAGAAGGCCAAGGAUAGUCUCAGGAACCUCACGGAGACAGGGGAGUGCGUGAUCAAUAUCAUCUCAGAGCACUUUGUUGAAGCCGCCAAUGCAACCGCAGUCAAUGCGCCGUAUGGAGUAUCAGAGUGGGAGAUAUCUGGGUUACACCAAGCACCUAGCUCCAUUGUUCAGGCGGCUCGCGUCAAAGAAUCAAUGCUGUCAAUCGAGGGGAAGCUCGUUGAAACCAAGGAAUUUGAAAGCAGAGGCACACCCGGAAAGAAAACCGGCGUUUUAGCUAUCAUUGAGGGCGUUCGGUUUUGGGCACGCGAAGAUGCGAUUGAUCAAGAGACGAACGUCAUAGAUCUCAAGGUUCUAAAGCCGAUUAGCCGUCUAGGAGGUCUUGCAUACGGGCGAACAACCGAGGCCGUUGAGAUCCCACGGCCGAAGUUUUGA